CUACAAUUCUUCAUAUUCAGUCUUGCAGAUGACAUGGAUACUGUUCAUGAUCCAUAUUUGAGACACUUGUUCGAUGGUGACCCGAUAUUUAAUGUCUACAAUGAGGAGGCUACAAACUUGUCGGUCGGAGCACCCGGUCCUGACCUAUUAAAACAUUGUGCAGAAAUACUGAAUAAAUCGACGCAACAUAGAUUGGAGGAAGAAAAAAAGGAAGGAAAAUAUUACCUCUUUCAAUAUGGUAUUACGGCAGGUCUUUGGGAAUGUCGCGAUGAAUUAGCUAAAUUUUUAAGCAGGCGAUAUGGCAAUUCCGUAAUGAGAGAGCACUUAAUAUUAACGUGCGGAGCGUCACAUGGUCUUCAACUAUUAUUGAAUACUAUACUCUCACCAAAUGGUAUUAUUUUUGUAGAGGAAGUUACUUACAUGAUUGCUCUAGAUGCUUUUAAACAAUUUCCCUUAAUGCGAAUAGUUACAGUGCCAAUGAAAGAUGACAUAGUAGAUCUAGAUGCAUUGGAAAAAAUAAUAAUUGAAGAGAAGACAAAAGGCAACUUUUUUCUAAACGAUCAAAAAAUAUUUUGGGCAAUGUUCUAUACAAUACCAAUUUUUCAUAAUCCAACCGGAAUGACAUUGUUGCCUGAUCAGUGCAAACGUUUAGUGGAGAUUGCACGAAAUAAUUCUAUAGUGGUAGCCUGCGAUGAUGUAUACAAUUUGCUUUAUUAUGAGCAAGGAUUUCCGCCACGACGCUUAUUUUCUUACGAUGAUCCACAAGAUUCAAAUUAUAAAGGAGGGAACAUUGUAUCAAAUUGUUCGUUCUCUAAAAUUCUUUCGCCAGCAAUUCGCUUUGGCUGGCUCGAAUGCAGUGCGCGUAUAGUGAAUAUUGUAAAAACAUCAGGCAUAAUGUGCAGCGGUGGUGGAGUUAACCAUUACGUUUCCGGAAUAAUUGCGAGUAUGCUUCAUGAAAAUCUCGAAGACGAGUAUCUUGACAGGAUUAUAAGAAUCUAUAAGGAACGAUUAGAUACACUUUGUGCAACUUUGAAUCAAUUUCUGCCAAACUGUUGUUCUUAUCGGCGACCAGAAGGAGGUUAUUUCGUUUGGAUACAUCUUCCCUCGGAUAUAGAUGCUACCAAAUUCAUCAAAUGGUGUCAAAAGAAAAAAAAAGUAUCAGCGAUACCAGGUGCUCGUUUUUCAUAUACAGGUAAAGCAAAGAAUUUUUUACGUGUAAGUAUAAGUUUUCACACGAAAGAAGUUUUGGAGACUGCGACACAAACUUUAUGCAAAGCACUUUUAAUGUAUCUUUUUAUUGAUAAUGGCCACAGAAAAUAAAUUUUUAAAUUCCCUAAUUUUCCCAGGUU
Molecule: messenger RNA, 1349 nt
Organism: Trachymyrmex cornetzi
Lineage: Eukaryota; Metazoa; Arthropoda; Insecta; Hymenoptera; Formicidae
Product: 2-aminoadipate transaminase
Exons: 8
Coding region: 34-1320 (428 amino acids)
Biological process (GO): biosynthetic process
Molecular function (GO): pyridoxal phosphate binding; L-2-aminoadipate:2-oxoglutarate transaminase activity
Source: RefSeq, a predicted model, not a curated record